CCGUGUUAUUUGCUGCUCUCUUUGUAUUUGGCAGCACUGUCUGGGGCGACAACAAAGGACGGACGUCUACUGUAAUUUCACUUGUUUUGAGCCUGCAGAAGGCUCAGUCAGACACUUCGUGGUCGUCUGCAGUCGGUUUUUCGUGUUGUGCAUUUAGUGCUCAGUCAAAUCCCGCCGACGUUGUAUGAGUUCAGAUUGUUUUCGAUGGUUAUCGAUUUUCAGCUGAAUUCCCAUCUGACUACACUGGCCAAUAUCCACAAGAUCCACCACACCUUACACCGGCUGAAUCUGACCGAAGACGUUGGACAGGACAGCCACCCCUCAGCUUGCUGCUCUAGAGUCAUGCCACCGAGAAAAAAGAGGAGGCCUUCUGCCGGAGACGACCUGUCGGCCAAGAAAAGUCGCCAAGACAGCAUUUUCAGAAAACACGAGACAUCGCAGAUCCGGGAGGAGGAGACGUUUUCCAGUAAAAGAUGUUUGGAGUGGUUCUAUGAGUAUGCAGGUUGUGAUGACGUCGUGGGUCCAGAGGGCAUAGAGAAGUUCUGCGAGGACAUUGGAGUAGAGCCAGAGAAUGUGGUGAUGCUGGUUCUGGCUUGGAAGCUGGAUGCUCAGAGUAUGGGGUACUUCACUCUUCAGGAGUGGCUAAGAGGCAUGGGCUCACUGCAGUGCGAUUCCACUGAGAGACUGAGGAAUUCCCUCGACUACCUGAGAUCUGUCCUGAGCGACAGCACCAGUUUUAAGCUCAUCUACAGAUACGCCUUUGAUUUCGCUCGGGAAAAAGAUCAGAGGAGUCUGGACUUGAACACAGCAAAGUGCAUGCUGGGGCUUCUCCUGGGGAAAACAUGGCCUCUGUUUCCUGUGUUUAAUCAGUUUUUAGAGCAAUCCAAGUACAAAGUCAUCAACAAAGACCAGUGGUGCAAUGUUUUAGAGUUCAGCAGGACAAUCAACCUGGACCUUAGUAACUAUGAUGAAGACGGUGCCUGGCCUGUUUUGCUGGAUGAGUUUGUGGAAUGGUACAAGGAAAGACAGAUGUCAUAGCUGCAGAUGAGGGUUUCAGGGGGUGAAUGGAAGAAAAAAAAACAAAGUUUAACUGUGACCACAACUACUCUUGAGCAUAAACAACCAAUAAGCAAAACCCAACAAAAUCGUUAAGGCAGUGACAGUUGGUGCCUCCGGGUUAAAAAGAAGGGGUUCGGCUGUGGGUGGGUGGGGGGUUUUGCUGCCCGCCGACUCCCCGUUUGGAGGAGCGCUGUCCUUGUAGAGGACUCCCUAUGGAAGUUGCAUUGGGGGUGGACCCCCAUUCCCGAACCCCGCCGAGUGGCGUUGCUCUCUGUCACUGUGACGUCUCAUAUUGUUGUCUGUGUUGGGAUAACAUGGUGUCUAUCAUACGCUGACGGUGGAAACAUAAUGGCGUAGUCAGCGCAGGGAAACCAAGAGGGGCGACCAUUGACGCGUGGAUCACUCGGAAACCCCUAGGCACACACACAUUAAAAGACCCGUGCAAUGAACUUUGACCUGAGCUCCUCGGGACAGAUGGCACUAACUACUGUCUGUGGGUUUGUUUAGUUUAGUAGUUCUCCUAAAAGCACACUGUGUCAAAGGGUUGACUGCAGGUUUCUGAUGCCUGCACCGUUUACUAUCAGAAAAAGCCAGUUUGUUCUUUCCCUCCAUUUUUUUUUCUUUCCUCCUCUGUCCCUCCUCCUGUUCUGCUGAUAACUUUCUGCUAGCCCCAUGCAAAGACUUCAGACUUCACAACACCAAACGAAUCAGCAUUGCUGCUUACUAACUCUUACUACAGUGCAAACGUGAGCCACCAGCGCUCUGCUCUGCAUUCAUUGGUGUAACGACGGUUUAUGUCUCUACGCUGCGUAGAUAAGAGUAUUACUGUGCCUCAAACAUGGAAAGUCGUAUUGUGUGUCCCGCACAGAAACCAACAAACCCUAACAUUUCUACAUGUGACUCUACGGUGCCUUUCAAAAGUAUUCAUACCUCUUACUUUUUGGCCCCCACAUAGUUUUUGCAAAACAAACACAAAUUCCUACGCAUUUUAUUGAGAUUUGAUGUAAUGGACCAACACAAAGUAGUGCUUCGUUAUCAAGCGGAAGGAAAACGAUGCUUAAAAAAAAUUAAAAUUGGACCAUGCAUUUGUAUUCAACCCCCCUGAAUUAGUUCUGCUUACAACUACUUUUCACAGCAAUUAUAGUUGUAAAUUUUUUUUAGGUUAUUUAAGUCUACUAGCUGAGUUAAUUUGAACGUCAAACUGGAAAUCAAGUUUAUAUUUUUUUGCAGACUCCAACUGAUUUUUCUUUCUGUGUUUUGCUAAUUUAGCAGUUUGCCUAUCAACUCCAUUUCUGAAAAGAACAGCAUUACCACAGCAUGAUCCUGCCACCACCAUAAAUAACGGUGGGGGAUGAUGAAGUGGGCUAGAAAGUUACAUUUUGGUCUCAUUUGACCUGAGUUCACUGUAUCUUAUGGUAGAUGCUACUUCUGAUGCCUUUUUUAAUGCAUUUCCUUUAGCCAUUCAUACCGUACUUGAGGGUCAGAUUUAUGGAGUACGAGUCUUAGAUUAGUCAUUCAGUUUUUCACAACUUCUUCUGCUUAUCUAGCUGUUGUCUGUUUGGGUAGACAGUUUCACCACUUCAUUUACAUUUUAAGAUGAAUAUUUGAAGAAUAACCUGAACAAUGUUCCAGGCUCAGGAUGUGAACUCUGCUUUAAAUCCUUGUCUGAAUUUAUUUACUAAAAUAAGUUGGUUUUUUUGUUUGUUUGUUUGUUGUUGUUGUUUUUUUUUUUUUUUCCAAACAAUCUAGAUUAAUUUGAAUAUAGCAUGUACCAGAUGUAUAAAUGUAAGUAUUUAGUAAAUGAUCUAUGUUGGAAAGGAUUUAGAAUGAUUGUGACCGCUAGAGAACAGCAAAGUGCUUCCAGUAUAAUUUAAUAUGCAAUAGUGGUAUGCAUACACCGCCUUGUUUCCAUAGUGGUUACACAUCUUCACAACUUUCUCCUUGGCCUGUCUGCAGUUUUCUUUUUUUUUUUUUUUUUUUUUUUUCCCCAGAGUAAAUAGGACCUGAUAUAAACACACCACACAACUCUCAAAUUUGGAUUUAAAAAAAAAAAGAAAACCAAACUUCAUUUUCCUUCCACUUCAGUAUGGUGCACUGAUUUGUGUUGGUUUGUCACAACAACAAAAAAAUCCCCAUCAAAAUGCACCAAUGAUUGUGUUUGCAACUUGACAAAAUGUGGGGGGCGAGGGGAAAAAUCAGGGUUGCUCAACGCUUUUUGGAAGACACCGUACAUUCAGGACAUGCAGGCAAUGACACACAAGUAGUCAGGUAACCUUUCAGGACGAUUUCAGACUGUUUAGGCUGUGUUACAUAGUGCCAGAUGGUGUCCAUUUUUUUUGUCUUGGUAUUUGGCAUUUGUUCGUCUUCCUCAGUCCAUGGAUAGUUUCUGGUCUCCUUUUUAACGAGUAGCAUUCCUCCCAACGCUGACAGUGUUACUGCAGCUGCAGUGGAACACCCGAGACCCUGCGAGGACGCGGCGUCCUUUAGGCUAGCGAGGUAGGUUUGCUCAAAGCGUUUCUUUGUACCACCCGUAGGGCGUACACGGAAAAAAAAAAAUGUGGACACUGACCGUUUGAAAGUGUGUGAUGAUGCUAUGCUGUUCUGUUCGCCUCGUGUAAUGUUAUUGUAACACAUGUAUAAAAUCUUUUUUGUCUUUGACUGUGAUGUGAUGCUGCACCGUCAGAAGAUUUACUAUUUGCAUGCAUGCUCUGACAGAGCCUUUUGUGAAUGGAUGAGAUUUUUUGAAAACAUUUUUCAGACAUGCUUUGUUUUGUACAGUUAUUUGUGCAUGUGUUUUGUGCUUAAUUUGACAAACACAGUCAUGUUAGUUUAUUUUUCCUAUGAAAAAAAAAAUUUAAAAAACACACAAUUGUGUCCACUACGACCUGGAACACACCUGUAACCUCAUGGUGGCUCAGGAGUUCCCUCCUGCAUUUAUCCCAUCCCACGCAUCAUUAUGUAGAGAGUAAUAAGACAGCUGCAACUGGUGUGAAGACGCUUAUUUUAUUUUGAAGUUCAUGCAAUAUAUAUUUUUUUGAUGUAUAUCUUUUUUUUUUUUUCUUUCUGCAGUUGUCAUGAUGCACAUAGAAAUCAGUUGUUAGAUCACACACAUAUGAGUCCAUUGGGGAUCUCCACCAUUAGCAAAAACUGGAUUUAACUGUUGCAUUGCUUUCCAAAUACUGUGUAGAGAUUAAUCUUUUAGUAUUCUCCAGUGAAAAUGCAGGAGGAUGAACAGCCGUGUCCCGACUGUAAAUAUGUAUGUAAACAAUGAGUGUCUAUAUGUUUGUUUUCACUAUAACCAAUGUCUAUACACAUAAAUAAAAAAGUUUAUUAACUUA
Gambusia affinis (western mosquitofish) is the source of this 4397-nucleotide messenger RNA. It is a transcript of the gene dcun1d4, whose product is annotated as DCN1, defective in cullin neddylation 1, domain containing 4 (S. cerevisiae). The record is from RefSeq and is a predicted model, not a curated record. Bases 205 to 1038 code for a protein of 277 amino acids. The transcript is spliced from 11 exons. Gene Ontology annotation, cellular component: ubiquitin ligase complex. Gene Ontology annotation, biological process: protein neddylation; positive regulation of ubiquitin-protein transferase activity. NCBI's taxonomy places the organism in Eukaryota, Metazoa, Chordata, Actinopteri, Cyprinodontiformes, Poeciliidae. Gene Ontology annotation, molecular function: cullin family protein binding; ubiquitin-like protein binding; ubiquitin conjugating enzyme binding.